AUUUCUUCAUCUUCGAUUCCUCUCUGCUUUUUCAUUACUAAAGUUUCGAUCUUUAAUGUCCCCAAGAUCCAGUACUAAUUUUGUUGACAAAGUUUAUACUUUUCAAAAUCGACUUUUGACUUUUUGAGAUCUGUUUUCUCUUCAAUUUCUCUGAUGAAUUAGGAAGAAAUCUGGUGAAAAAAAAUGGAAGGGAAUUUUCCACAAGGAGGUGUAGUUCGUGGUGGAGCUUCUUCUUAUGGUGGAUUUGAUUUACAAGGUUCUAUGAGAGUUCAACACCAAGAUUCCAUGAAUCAGCAGCAUCGACACAAUCCUAAUUCUAGACCACUUCAUGAAGGUCUUCCCUUUACUAUGGUUACAGGUCAAACCUGUGAUCAUCAUCAGAACAUGUCUAUGACUGAGCAACAUAAAGGUGAAAGAGAGAAGAAUUCAGUGAGUGAUGAUGAUGAGCCAAGUUUUACAGAGGAAGGUGGUGAUAAAUCAACUAAAGGAUCACCAUGGCAACGAGUGAAAUGGACUGAUAAGAUGGUGAAGUUGUUGAUUACUGCUGUUUCUUAUAUAGGCGAUGAUUCGACUAUGGACAGUGGUAGUAGAAGGAAGUUUGCUGUUUUGCAGAAGAAGGGGAAGUGGAAAUCUGUUUCUAAAGUUAUGGCUGAGAGGGGUUAUCAUGUUUCGCCGCAGCAAUGCGAGGAUAAGUUUAAUGAUUUGAAUAAGCGGUAUAAGAAGCUUAAUGAUAUGCUUGGUAGAGGAACUUCUUGUCAAGUUGUUGAGAAUCCUGCGCUUUUGGAUUCGAUUGGUUAUUUGAAUGAUAAAGAGAAGGAUGAUGUUAGGAAAAUCAUGAGUUCUAAACAUCUUUUCUAUGAAGAGAUGUGUUCGUACCAUAAUGGGAACAGAUUGCAUUUGCCUCAUGAUCUUGCUUUGCAGCGUUCUUUGCAGUUGGCGCUUAGAAAUAGAGAUGAUCAUGAUAAUGAUGACUCUAGGAAACAUCAUAUGGAGGAUCUUGAUGAUGAGGAUCAUGAUGGGGAUGGUGAUGAACAUGAUGAGUAUGAGGAGCAACAUUAUUCAUAUGGAGAGUGUAGGGGAAAUCAUUAUGGAGGUGGUGGUGGUCCUUUGAAGAAGAUAAGACAAAGUCAUAGCCAUGAAGAUGCAGACCAUCCGAGUCAUGUGAAUUCUCUGGAGUGUAAUAAAGUCUCUUUACCUCAAGUACCGUUUUCUCAAGCUGAUGUGAAUCAAGGUGGGGCAGAGAGUGGAAGAACAGCUUCGGUGCAGAAGCAGUGGAUUGAGUCGCGGACUCUGCAGUUAGAAGAGCAGAAGCUUCAGAUCCAAGUUGAAUUGCUGGAAUUGGAGAAACAGAGAUUCAGGUGGCAGAGGUUUAGUAAGAAAAGGGAUCAAGAACUCGAGAGAAUGAGGAUGGAGAAUGAAAGGAUGAAACUUGAGAAUGAUCGGAUGGGCUUGGAGUUGAAACAAAGGGAAUUGGGUGUUGAAUUAUAACGGAAAUGGCUUCACUUCUCUUGAUUGGUAUAUACCUUCGCUAAAUGAAGUCUCAUUUUCUGCUUUUGUAAGCUUGCUUUGUUUGGAAUGAUCUCGAGACUUUGAUGUGAGAGAUCAUUGUGGUUGCAUCAGUGAUGAAUUGUAGUAAUAUAAGUAGCUCUCUAAGGUUUGUUUCCACACAACCUUUCAGUAAUUAACUGGUUACCUUCAU
This is a messenger RNA of Arabidopsis arenosa, 1699 nucleotides long. Lineage: Eukaryota; Viridiplantae; Streptophyta; Magnoliopsida; Brassicales; Brassicaceae. The record is from the annotation of a GenBank genome assembly.